GUGUGGAUAAAUUUGGAGUAUCCUCCAUUGAAUAUGUGAACCCUAAGAAGGUUAUUUGAAUCGGCGAGGGCGAGGGAGAGGGAGAGGGAGAGGGAGAGGGAGAUGGAAAUGGAAAAGAUGAAAAUAUUGAUAAAUGGGGCGACGGGAAACCUGGGUUACCAUUUAGCGGAAGCAAGGCUGAAGUUUAGGCAUCCAACAUUCGGUCUUGUAGACGAGGCGAGCAUUGUUGAGGCUGUGAGUGUGAGCCAAGUAGACGUCGUCAUUUGCGCCGUUUCAGCCAAACACACUCUGCAUCAAAGGCUUCUUAUCCGCGUUAUCAAACAAUCUCCCUCCAUCAAGAGGUUCAUCCCAUCUGAAUUUGGAUCAGAUCCUACCAAGGUUCGAGUUUCUGAGCUUGAUAUAAAUGGCUAUAAUUUCUAUGCACCCAAAGUUGAAAUCCGUCGACUUGGUGAGGGCAUUCCAUACACUUUCAUCUCAUGCAAUUUCUUUAUGAGGAUUUUGCUUCCUUCUCUUGCUCAGCCUGGUUUAGAUGCUCCUCCAAGGGACAAGAUCACCAUAUUUGGUGAUGGCAACACAAAAGCUGUCUUCAUGAAGGAAAGUGAUGUUGCUGCCUUCACUAUCAGUGCAGUUGAUGACCCUCGUACGUUAAAUAAAGUGUUGUAUUUGAGGCCCCCAGGAAACCUUUGUUCUUUGAAUGACCUGGUUAAUAUGUGGGAGAUUAAGAUCGGCAAGAUGCUUGAGAAAUUGCAUGUCUCUGAAGAAGAGUUGCUCCAGAAAAUCAAAGGAACAUCUUUCCCUGCCAACUUCGAGAUGCUCUUUAUAUAUUAUGCUUUCAUAAAGGGAGAUCACACAUACUUUGAUAUUGAACCAUCCUCUGGUGUGAAUGGUACACAACUAUAUCCUCAUCUGAAAUAUACCACAAUCAGUGAAUUCUUAGACACACUAGUUUAGUUUAGACUUCGUUUGGGAAUAUUGGGAAAAUGUGCAGUGCACAUAUUUUUACGUUGAAAAUUUCCAUUCUUUCCAUGUUGUGUUUUUUUGUAUAUUUUUCUAAACACAACUAAAGAAUGUAUGUGUUGACUGUGUUGAACAAAUUAAUAAUGCAAUGCCCGCACUGU
Messenger RNA from Cajanus cajan (pigeon pea), 1118 nucleotides. Its product is annotated as putative pinoresinol-lariciresinol reductase 3. Gene Ontology annotation, molecular function: oxidoreductase activity. The record is from RefSeq and is a predicted model, not a curated record. Lineage: Eukaryota; Viridiplantae; Streptophyta; Magnoliopsida; Fabales; Fabaceae.